This is a messenger RNA of Phialemonium atrogriseum, 1841 nucleotides long. Its product is annotated as TLC domain-containing protein. Bases 254 to 1693 code for a protein of 479 amino acids. The record is from RefSeq and is a predicted model, not a curated record. Gene Ontology annotation, biological process: ceramide biosynthetic process. The transcript is spliced from 2 exons. Gene Ontology annotation, cellular component: membrane. NCBI's taxonomy places the organism in Eukaryota, Fungi, Ascomycota, Sordariomycetes, Cephalothecales, Cephalothecaceae. Gene Ontology annotation, molecular function: sphingosine N-acyltransferase activity.
CCGCGGCCUCCGGGACGGCCCUAACUGCCCUACUAAAGCUUCCCGAUUCGCUGACAAUACUUGCAAUGGCAUCCUCUACCAUUCCCCCUUUGGAGGUGAUCAAGCACCUAUCGAUGAUUGUGUCAAUCCAUGAUCACCUCACUCCUUUAGCAUCUGUGGCACACCCCGAGUCCCGCCGAGAUCCCGCACAACGCACUACCCUGACUAGGAUCUCGACCACCUCAGCCUGUCGUAGUGACUUCAACCUGUGAUAAUGGGUGCAUCCGAACCCUCCUCACUCCUCAAUACCUUGGCCCACCAAUUACGCUCGGCGACGGAGAAUGGCACCCCGCGUCGACGUACAAAGCGCAGCAAGCUAGGCCAGGAGAACUGCGCCGGAGACACAGGCCUUGGCCCGGGAACUAACCUUGUGGGCAUCCCCCUGGCUGACCCCUCGUCAACGACGCCAUCGUCCAGCAGUCAUGCGCGCCGGUCGGGCGAGCAGAAGAGGCUCUCCAAGCGCAGAAAGUCCCGUUCCCUUCUGCGUCGCUGCAGACACUUCGCCACUAAGCACACGUGGACGAUCCCUCUCCUUCUCUUGCUCGCCUUCCUCUCCCUUUACGCCGUCAAUCCGAGCGAGUCCAACAUCGUCUCCCAUUUCAUCUUCCUCUCCUACAAGCAGCAACCUCCUGGCGCUAUCGCCAACCGCAGCAUGCCGGUGCAUUAUGGCAAGGGCACCUGGGAUAUCGCCUUCGUGGCCUUCUAUACCAUUGUCUUGUCCUUUACGCGGGAGUUCAUCAUGCAAGAACUCUUGCGCCCCUUGGCUCGUUUCUGCGGCAUCAGGUCGCGCGGCAAGCAGUUACGCUUCAUGGAGCAGAUGUACACAGCCAUCUACUUUGCCGUCAUGGGACCGGCGGGCGUAUAUGUGAUGCACCGAACGCCAGUGUGGUACUUCAACACGCGAGGCAUGUACGAGUCCUUCCCACACAAGACCCACGAGGCUGUUUUCAAGUUUUAUUACUUGUUCCAGGCGGCGUAUUGGGCGCAGCAGGCUGUCGUCAUGUUGCUGGGCAUGGAGAAGCGGCGCAAGGACUUCAAGGAGCUUGUAGCACACCAUAUCGUUACCUUGGCUCUCGUUGCCCUGAGCUACCACUUUCACUUCACGUAUAUGGGCAUCGCCAUUUAUAUAACCCAUGAUAUCAGUGAUUUCUUUCUUGCCGCCUCCAAGUCACUCCAUUACAUCGACAGUCCCCUGUCAGGGCCGUACUUCGGCAUCUCCAUCGGCGCGUGGAUCUACUUGCGUCACUACCUGAACCUGCGAAUCAUCUUCUCGCUCCUCACCGAGUUCAGGACCGUUGGCCCCUACGAGCUCAACUGGGAGACGCAGCAGUACAAAUGCCUGCUCUCCAAUUUCGUCACCUUCGGGUUACUGGCUGCGCUCCAGGCCCUCAACAUCUUCUGGCUGUUCUGCCUCUUGCGCAGUGCGUACCGCAUCGUCGUGUAUCGCGUGGCCAAAGACGACAGGUCCGAGGAUGAGGACGAGGGCGAGGGCGAGGAGCUUGAGAAGGUGGUACGCACUCAGGAGGAGACGAAGAAGGUUAAGGCACUGCCAUUGUUGAACGGCAAUGGGUUUGUCGAUUGCAGUGCAAACGUGAUCAAGGCCAGUGGCAAUGGGACGCCCGCUCCACCCACGAGGAGGAAAGUCGCUCUGUAGAGGCUCUUUCCCCUGAGAUUCUUCGUCGUUCAGGGCUGGAAAUUAACGGCACUUCCUCUCGGUCAGCUUUGGUUCCAAGAAGUCAAAGUCACCAUGGAGAGGCAGAGGCUCGUUGAAAGUGAGGUUGUGUUGUGGGGGAGAGAGAGAG